Messenger RNA from Coregonus clupeaformis (lake whitefish), 2384 nucleotides. RefSeq names its product TNF superfamily member 11 (gene tnfsf11). The coding region runs from base 34 to 864 and encodes 276 amino acids. The record is from RefSeq and is a predicted model, not a curated record. The transcript has 4 exons. Gene Ontology annotation, molecular function: tumor necrosis factor receptor binding. Gene Ontology annotation, biological process: immune response. NCBI's taxonomy places the organism in Eukaryota, Metazoa, Chordata, Actinopteri, Salmoniformes, Salmonidae. Gene Ontology annotation, cellular component: membrane.
GUAGUCUAUUCAUCCAGAGCACCAGGACUCACCAUGGCAGCUAAUGAUUACCGAGGCUACCUGAGGAACCACUCCGACACGGAGGGCGCUCAGCCACGCUACCACCCGUCCCAUGGCUCAGAACCCACCUAUAGACCGCUUAUAUUCGGAACUCUUGCUAUUAUGGGAUUGCUGCAGAUUGCAUCGAGUGUGGCGAUCUUGUUACAUUUGACAGGUUAUCUCCAAGAGGUAGACCUCUCCUCCGCCCCACAGCAGCCUAUAGAGGAAGUGCAGACAGAACAGAUCAUUGCUGACGCCCUGAGGGACCCGAGAAAAGGCAGACAACGCUGCAAAAACCAGGGGAGGGAGGGGUUUCCAUCAGCUCAUCUACCAAUCAAAGCGACCAUCGACUACGUGAAGAAGGGGGAGCUGAGAGCAGCUAUGAUCCAUUGGAACGAGGCGCAGGGCCACCUGAAGAAGAUGCGUUACCAUGACGGCCGUCUCCUGGUGGACGAGUCAGGCCUGUACUACGUCUACGCCAAGACCUGUUUCCGCUACUACGACCUGGAACCUGAGACAGAGCCCCGCGACGCCCCUGGACAUGCCCUCACCACGCCCCAGACCGUGGACGUAAAAAACGCCCAGCUCAUCCAGUACAUCUCCCACGAGAAACACACGUCAUCGCCCAGCAAGUCUGUGGUGCUGAUGAAGACAGGCAGCACCAUGCGCUGGAAUAACUCUCAGUAUAACAUGUACUGUGCCCAGCAGGGCAGGGCGGUGAUACUACAGCACGGGGACGGACUGUUUGUUAACGUGUCCAACGCCUGGAUGCUGGACCCUGAACCGGAGGGGACGUACUUUGGGGCGAUUAAGAUGGGGAACUGAACCCACAUACAGAGGAGAAGGUGGAUGUGCUACUGGAUGUUCUGUAGACGUAACUGCCAAACAACCAGAGAUAGAGCACUUAUUGUAUGUAAGAUUACUGAAUUUGUGUUUGAUUUUGUUUUUUGAUUGAAAGGUAUGGGCUAUGUUGCUCUUCACCAGAUAGCGUUUCUUACCCGAAAGAGAAUGACAAUAAGCAGUUAUUUAGAUGAGGUGUUAUGGAUACCUCUGGUCACUCACUAGGCCUUCAGCAAACCACAUAAUAUGCUGUUCACACAUACUUUAGACAAGACUUAACCAUUUUCCUUAUGGUCCAAAACUGCACUGGAUGCUUUUUAGUAGACCUAUAACAUUUUAUACAGCUGAUAGUUAUCAACCACUUAAGAUUGUUGAUAUUUGUCAUUCCAGGGAGCAAUGUUUGUACAAUGUUUCUUUCAAGCAUAGCAUUAUGAAUCAUAUUUUCUGUUUGUCAGCUAACAACACAAAGUCAUUCCUCAUCCCUAGCCUGGCCCCUCAUAGUUUACUAAACAUUGUCAUCAUCUUGAACAGAAACACAGCUGGGGUACUUUGUUCAUAACUGAGUAGAGUUUUCACCAAUCAUGCUCCUCAGUCUCUCUUGGGAAAGGAUGAAGUGGAGGUUAGAGGGUGAAUAGGACAUUAUUCAGUAGUAAACACAGUACUACUGUCCGCUUACGCCCAUAGAGAGAGGCAACAUUUAACAUUACAUAAUGUGCUGUGUAAGAACAGUGAUAUACAACUGUUUUCCAAGACAAUACAGAAAAGUGGUAGACAAUGGCUCCACACCUGCAUUUACUUCAUGUAUCCAGGAGAGACUUGCUGUAAUCCCUCAUCCCAGUAACUGAGGGGAACAUGGUUGUGGUUUGGAUCAAAAGUUUAUAUUUUCUUAUUUUGAUUAGUUUUUCCCCAAACUACACAGUAUUGAACUGUCCUUGCCCUGUCUUUGGUGGUUUAUACGAGUAAUGAUAAUCAAAAACACACAAACAACUGAUGUAACGAUGCAAACUGAAGAUAGCUGGCCUGUCUUACCGUAGGGGACGAGAGCAGAGAUUCUCGUCUUUAUGAAACUAGCGGAUCCAAAUUGACUUUGGUCCACCUUUAAUUUAUAGUUUCUUUUUUUCAUUUUACUCUUCGAGGAGGUAAAUGGGAAUAUGCACUAAAUCUAUUUAUUUAUUAGACAUAACAAUGCAGAUAUGGACCAUUGGUUAAAUGAUCAGUCUGCUUUAAAAUCAUGUAUAUUUUAUGUCUGUAUUACAGUAGGCAGUACUUAGUUUAUCAGUAGAUGCGCUUUUUUGUUCAAACACAGGGGCUCAAUGUUGAAUUCUGUAUUUAUGUAUUUUUUAUUCCGACAAUUCUGUGUGCACUUGCCUAGCCGAAGCAGAAUAUGCUGUCCAUCAUAAGAUUGUAGCCACCUUAAAGUUUAAAAAAAUCUUCAUCUUGUACAUUCUUUUUUAAAUUGGAUGUUUAUUUAUGUCAGUUUAACAAAAAAAAUCAUAAAUGUUCUA